This is a messenger RNA of Nicrophorus vespilloides, 752 nucleotides long. It is a transcript of the gene Pa1, whose product is annotated as PAXIP1-associated glutamate-rich protein 1. NCBI's taxonomy places the organism in Eukaryota, Metazoa, Arthropoda, Insecta, Coleoptera, Silphidae. The record is from RefSeq and is a predicted model, not a curated record. The coding region runs from base 207 to 611 and encodes 134 amino acids. The transcript is spliced from 2 exons.
AUUGUACUUAACAAAAUAUAUAUUUUAUUACUAUAUUAUUAAAGUAUUUGUGUUCACAAAUACUUAUAAUUGUGGCAUCUACUGAAGAUUUUCUUGAGAAAAAUAUACUGAGCUACAGUGGUUAUGUUUUACGUAAUUGUUUUCAUUUUUAAAAGACUUAGAAUUAUUGCAAGAUUGAGGAUUGAAUUUGUGUGAGAGUGUUUAUUAUGAUGGAUGACGAUUUCGAUCUGGAUUGCUCCGAGGAUGAGUUGAAGAAUUGCCAAGGAAAUUGGGAACCGAAUGCAGAAGAGAUUGUCCGGCUUUACAACAUACUGGAUAAGGAUGAGGUUCCUGAUCUGAAUUGGAAAUGUCCUGGCUACAGAUCACCAUCACCUGAAGUCAAGGAGCAACCAGAGGAGCAUAAAGUAAUCAACCAUUUUAGUGUUGAAGACAAAUCAGAUUUUGAUUUCAUGGACGAGGUGACAUCUCCGAAAUUGAAGAUUCGAAAGGAUGGAGAGGAUGCAUUGAAAGGAAGUGCAAAGAAAAAGGUGACUUCUUUGGAUGGUGUCAUAAACAACAUGAGGAGACACAACUUGCUACCCCCUUCGAAAUCAAAAACUAACGACAGCUGAUCUCCACUACAAUAUAAAGUUUAUUAUACAACAAGUAAAUGCAAAAACAAAUAAGUACAGUAUGUUAAGCAAAAUGAUCACAGAUAGGAAUGGAACGACGCGUCCAUCAUCACUGAUCUUCAAUAAAUUAAGUAAAAAUUU